GAAACCAACAAACACUUUGAAACCUGCAAAUCUUUCUGAAGAAGAAGAAGAAGAUGGAAGCAAAUACAACAAAUACGCAAAGGCUAAAAUCGAAGAUCCGAAUUUCCGAUUUCCUAAAGCUAUGACCAAACCUAAGACUCAGCCCGCCGCCGGUGAACUCUGCUAUAAGGAAAUAUUCGAAGAUGAUAUUUGGAGAGCUAAGCAUCUAGCUGAGGAAUUAGCUGCAGGAGCGAAACUAGAUAGGAAAGCAUACCGGAUUCGUAAUACAGAACUUUUCAAAGCUUUUGAAGAUAUGGAUCGGAUUCACAAAGUCUCAAAAGCCACAAUUGGGGUGUUAACUGAAGCUGAAGCUGAUCAGCAUUUUCAGUCGUUUCUUGACUUACUGGGUACUGUCGAACAAGUUAAAACGGCUAAAGAACUCAUCCUAGACAAAAUCCUAGAGACAUAUGUAGGCCCGGUUUUUCCAGUAAUUCUGAUGCCACCAAAGGUACAUAAGCAUGAUAUCAGAAUCCACGUGGACAAGGUUGCACGUCUCGUUGGAGAAAAUGGCAAUAAUGUCUUGGCAAUUGAAGUAGUAUCUGGUGCUUGGUUGCGGGUUAAUAAUCAACCUCCUGCUGAUGGUCCAAAUUAUGAGAGAAUAGUGAACAUAUAUGGUCCCAAGACACAUGUUAUCAGGGCUGUUUCGUUAAUUCACUCACAAGUCUAUGAGCCUGGGGAAUGUCUUGAAGCAGAAGAUGAGUUGGAGAUGUUGUUUGAAGAACUUACUUUUAGUGAGGUGAUGGAGGGUAUGGAAUCUCGUAUUCCUCAGAUGGAUGACCUUGUGCGAGCUGCUUUUGCUUCGGGUUCUGGUUCUGGUUCCAGUUCUGGUCAAACAGAAGGCGAAAAGCUGCAGCAGGAUGUGGAAGUAGCUGAAGAUAAAGAUGAAUCAAAAGGCAAAAAGAAGCAGCAGGAUGUGAAAGAAGCUGUUUCUGGUGAGCCCAAGGGGUCUGUUGACCAGCUUGAUUAAGAAGUAGAUGUUGCUCUCCAGUUACUGACUCUGGUGCCAAACUGUUGCUUACUAUAGUUUUGUGAAAUAAAAUACAAACCAAACAUCUCUAAGUGCCAAUAGAAAACGACUUUUAUGUGUUGGCUGCAUGCGUGCUAAUAGAAAACGAAAAUGAUACGCUAGAACAUACAUUUUGCC
This is a messenger RNA of Helianthus annuus (common sunflower), 1183 nucleotides long. RefSeq lists its product as uncharacterized. The coding region runs from base 122 to 1006 and encodes 294 amino acids. Lineage: Eukaryota; Viridiplantae; Streptophyta; Magnoliopsida; Asterales; Asteraceae. The record is from RefSeq and is a predicted model, not a curated record. Gene Ontology annotation, molecular function: RNA binding. The transcript has 7 exons.